This is a messenger RNA of Cherax quadricarinatus, 1553 nucleotides long. NCBI's taxonomy places the organism in Eukaryota, Metazoa, Arthropoda, Malacostraca, Decapoda, Parastacidae. The record is from RefSeq and is a predicted model, not a curated record.
AUGCGUCAGUUUGGUGGCAUCCACAUCUAUGGUGAAGACAUGCCAGAGCACCGCAGAGCAAAUACGAAAUCUGACGAUAUUAUACUAGAUCGAGACGACGACUCCGAGAAUCUGCUACGACGACGUGAGCUAAUACUACGACGAUACGACGACGACGUCUCGAGUUGCGACUCGAGAGCGGCUGACUUCGACCAGAUCCAAAGUAAUAAACGCAGUGAACAGAAGCGGACUUAUGCCAUGCGGUUGGAGCUGACAGAACAUGGUAUAGUAUGGCGUAGGCCAGAGUAUGUGCCGUCCUGGAAGCCUGAGAAGUCUGGCGAUCUAGAUCUUCACACAGAUCCUGACGAGGGACACGCCCGUCUCCAGGUAUUGCCCAGUAAGUGGGCAAUGGACGAGGUUGAUGACAUAACAAAGAAACUCUUGUCACUUUUGGUUGCCAUGUUGACAGUGAAAAUUCGUAACUUGCAGCGAGCAACAUUCCAGUGGAAAAAGAAUACUCAGGAGAGGGUUCGCCUGCUUGAACUGAUAGAUCGUAGAAAGAAACUCCUCAAAAAUCUCAGAAGAAUGGACUACAGGUGCUUUGAGUGGCUCCUUGAAGAACUGAAUAUAUUAUAUCGUCCCUUCCCAAGGAGCUACAAAUGGAUAACACGUAAGGAUUCGUUGAAGAGACUCGUGAAGAUGCAUGGAGAAGACUUGAGGAAGAACCGCCUUGAAGCAUAUCAGGCAGCUCUUGAGCUUCAGAAGGAGCCCUUCUUAAAAGAGAAGGCUGAAACACUGCAGUGGAUUGCUGAGACUGAGACUAGUCUUGGUCUUCCUGUCAGUGUUACUCUUCCUCAAGAUCCCACACCAACUGUAGAUUCUACCUUGGACUCUGAAUAACAAAAUAUUUGUCAAUUGAGUUUUAUGUAUUCUGUGGUAGACAUGAUUUUGUGUAAAUUCUUUAGAUCUCAAAUUCAUUCUUCGAAUGAUAUUUAACCAUUAUGCAAAAUAAUCGUGGGGGGAGUAGAAUGAUAGCUCUAGGGUUAGUGUUGCAGUCAACACAUCAGGAGCUUGCAGAGUUGCAGAAAAAAUAGGAUAUUCAAGCCAACACGAUCCCAGAGGAUGUAUUCAUUGGAGAGAGGGAAGGAGAGAGAGUCUUAUGUAAUUUUUGAUAAUUGCCACGUUACUUUCGUUUAGGCUACUAUUAAAAUAUCAGCGCUUGUGGGAUUUUUCUAGUGCAAUAAUAUUCAACCUUUCUGGUAUGCCUAGGGGCAUUUCCCGUUCCCUCUCUCUCUCUCUCCAUUGAAUACAUCCUCUGGGAUCAUGUUGGCUUGGACAUCCUCCUUUUUUCUCUAACUUUGCAAGCUCCUGAUUUGUUGAUUGCAACAUGAAAGGCCUAGGGUUAUCAUUCUACUCCCCCUGUGGUUGUUUUUCAGCUUGUAUCACUUGGUUUGCGAUAUUUGCAUAAUUAACCAUCAUGUACAGUAUAUAUUUGAAACCAGUCCUGGCAGUCAUAAAGAUGUUUCAGUAAUACUGAAACUGCAGUCCUCUGAUAGCAAUAAAAACAAAAUUAU